GUUUUGUCUCGUGAAAAUACUGUUUGAAAUUAGUUGUAGUGAUCCUAUUUAGUUGUUUCUGGUGUUAAAUUACAUGUGUACCGCGAACUGUGCGUGUGAUCAGUUGAUUAGUGUUGCCCAAGGAAGUUUGUUUCCAAAGGUCGUACCUAUACAUGGUUACGAUACCAUAUAUUGAUAUUUUUGCAUUGAAAUACUUAUCCAGUGCUUUGUUUUACUAGUGAUCGAGUUACUUCAGAUUGUCAGUGAAAGAAGUUGAUGAGUGCCUAAAGUUAUCUGUGAUCAGCAGUGAAACAGUCGGUGUGCGAUGAUAUUAUGUAGACGAGUUACGGACCACAACGCGCCAGAUUUUGUCAAGUGAAUACUGCUCGACCCCUGGCUAAACGAUGGCACACUACCCCCAACCCGCGUCCUUAGAGGCGGCGCUCCCGCUAACAACGCGACCAGACCUCCGCCUCCGCCAACAGUUGGGCGAACAACUGACGGCGCUGGUGCGUCGCGAGCCAGAGAUCACGAGCGACGUGUCCGCGCAGCUCAUAGACUCUAUGGUCGCGUGGCUCAAUGGCGGGAACUUUAAGGUAGCACAAAAUGCGCUCGAGGUGCUGACGGCGCUCGCUGAGCGUAUGGGACCGGAGUUCUCACACUACGUGCCUACUGUACUGCCGCAUAUUAUUGACAGACUAGCGGACACGAAGGAGGCGGUCCGGCACACCGCGCGGACGUGCGUGGCGUCGCUGGCGCGGUCGCGCGCGGUGCAGGCGCGGGCGCUGCUGGCGCGGCUGGCGCCCGCGCUGCAGCACAAGGCGCCCCACGCCCGGGAGGAGGCGCUGCGCUGCGUGCAGGCGCUGCUCGACCAGUGAGUACAUCAGUGUAGA
This is a messenger RNA of Helicoverpa armigera (cotton bollworm), 872 nucleotides long. Its product is annotated as CLIP-associating protein-like. The transcript is spliced from 5 exons. The coding region runs from base 384 to 857 and encodes 157 amino acids. The record is from RefSeq and is a predicted model, not a curated record. Lineage: Eukaryota; Metazoa; Arthropoda; Insecta; Lepidoptera; Noctuidae.